CACGGGAAGUCCUGCCCGCGGAUCGCACCAUGCAUCGUGCACUCUGGCUCUUCGCGCGUCCGUGCCGCUUCGCACGGGCUUCAGCCCCCGCCCCGGCUCCCGGCUUUGGUGGCGGGACUGUGCGCCCUUCCCUGCCUCCGAACACCGCUGGAAUGGCAAGCCAAAAUUCCUUUCGGAUAGAAUAUGAUACCUUUGGUGAACUCCAGGUUCCAAAUGAUAAGUAUUAUGGUGCCCAGACUGUAAGAUCUACAAUGAACUUUAAGAUUGGAGGUGUGACAGAGCGCAUGCCGAUCCCAGUUAUUAAAGCUUUUGGCAUCUUGAAAAGAGCAGCUGCUGAAGUCAACCAGGAUUAUGGUCUUGAUUCAAAGAUUGCUAAUGCAAUAAUGAAGGCGGCAGAUGAGGUAGCUGAAGGUAAACUAAACAAUCAUUUUCCUCUCGUGGUAUGGCAGACUGGAUCAGGAACCCAGACAAAUAUGAAUGUCAAUGAAGUCAUUAGCAACAGAGCAAUUGAAAUACUAGGAGGUGAACUUGGCAGUAAGAAUCCUGUGCAUCCCAAUGAUCAUGUCAAUAAAAGCCAGAGCUCAAACGACACUUUUCCCACUGCGAUGCACAUUGCUGCAGCUGUCGAAGUCCACAGAGUGCUGCUGCCCGGACUGCAGAGGCUGCAUGAUGCUCUCGAUGCUAAAUCUCAAGAAUUUUCCCAGAUCAUCAAAAUUGGGCGGACUCACACGCAGGAUGCUGUUCCACUCACUCUUGGGCAGGAAUUCAGUGGCUACGUGCAACAAGUGAAAUAUGCAAUGACGCGUGUAAAAGCCGCCCUGCCGAGAAUCUAUGAGCUUGCCGCCGGGGGCACCGCAGUGGGUACUGGCCUCAACACUAGAGUCGGCUUUGCGGAAAAGGUUGCUGCAAAAGUGGCUGCCCUCACAGGCUUGCCUUUUGUCACAGCUCCAAAUAAAUUUGAGGCACUGGCUGCUCAUGAUGCUUUGGUUGAACUCAGUGGAGCCAUGAACACUGCUGCCUGCAGUCUGAUGAAGAUAGCAAACGACAUCCGUUUCCUGGGUUCCGGGCCUCGCUCAGGUCUAGGAGAACUGAUCCUGCCUGAAAACGAGCCAGGAAGCAGUAUCAUGCCAGGGAAGGUGAACCCUACCCAGUGUGAAGCGAUGACCAUGGUUGCCGCUCAGGUCAUGGGGAAUCACGUCGCGGUCACUGUUGGAGGCAGCAAUGGACAUUUUGAACUGAAUGUUUUCAAGCCAAUGAUGAUUAAAAAUGUGUUACACUCAGCCAGGCUGCUGGGAGAUGCAUCAGUUUCCUUUACAGAAAACUGUGUUGUGGGAAUCCAGGCCAACACAGAAAGGAUCAACAAGCUAAUGAGUGAAUCUCUCAUGUUGGUGACAGCUCUUAAUCCGCAUAUAGGGUACGACAAGGCAGCAAAGAUUGCUAAAACAGCACACAAAAACGGGUCAACCCUAAAGGCCACUGCUGUGGAGCUUGGCUAUCUCACUGCAGAGCAGUUUGAGGAGUGGGUAAAACCUAAGGACAUGCUGGGUCCAAAGUGAUCUAAAUAAACUUAUGACAGAGAUAAUUAUGUUGUAUAAAAUGAAAAAAUAAAAACACCUCCUUAUAUUUCUUAAACAAAGAUGGGUAAAUUGUACUUGGCUAUCUCUAGCAGAACAGUUUGGUCAGUGUGUGAAACCCAAGGAUGGGCUACAUCCAAAGUGAAUUUAAAAAGUGUAAAAUAAGAAAAUUAAAUUGUGUAAAGCCAAAAAGGAAACAGACUCCUUUUUCCUUUAUGUUAAUUGGCUUGUACUAUAGUUGAAUUUCUGAUUUUUUUGUACACGUUCCUCACUUCAUGUUUUAUAAAAGAGCCAUACCAAUUUUUAAA
Manis javanica (Malayan pangolin) is the source of this 1882-nucleotide messenger RNA. It is a transcript of the gene FH, whose product is annotated as fumarate hydratase. Gene Ontology annotation, cellular component: mitochondrion. Gene Ontology annotation, molecular function: fumarate hydratase activity. NCBI's taxonomy places the organism in Eukaryota, Metazoa, Chordata, Mammalia, Pholidota, Manidae. Gene Ontology annotation, biological process: malate metabolic process; fumarate metabolic process; tricarboxylic acid cycle. The record is from RefSeq and is a predicted model, not a curated record.